Rhodamnia argentea is the source of this 1756-nucleotide messenger RNA. RefSeq names its product probable aminotransferase TAT2. The coding region runs from base 92 to 1345 and encodes 417 amino acids. The transcript has 7 exons. Lineage: Eukaryota; Viridiplantae; Streptophyta; Magnoliopsida; Myrtales; Myrtaceae. Gene Ontology annotation, molecular function: transaminase activity; pyridoxal phosphate binding. The record is from RefSeq and is a predicted model, not a curated record. Gene Ontology annotation, biological process: biosynthetic process; amino acid metabolic process.
CACAAGAAAAAACUAAGGAGCUCUCCUCUUCUUAUCUUUCCUCACCAUCAGCCUCCAAAUUCAACGGGGGUGAAGAGGGAAGAAGCGAAAAAUGGAGAACGGGGCGCCGGUUUGGAAGUUCCAGGGCGACGAGGAGCUCACCGCCGCGUCGGCCAUCACCAUCCGCGGCAUCCUCUACCAGCUGAUGGAUAAUCUCAACAAGGACGACGACCGCGUCGUGGUCCCGCUCGGCCAUGGCGAUCCUUCCCACUUCCCUUGCUUCCGCACGACGCCCGUCGCCGAGGACGCCAUCGUCGACGCCAUCCGCUCCGCCAAGUUCAACUGCUACGGUCCGACCGUCGGUAUUCUUCCCGCCCGGAGGGCUGUUGCUGAUUAUCUCUCUCAUGAUCUCCCGUACAAAUUAUCACCAGAUGAUGUCCAUCUGACACUUGGGUGCACACAAGCAAUCGAAGCCGUAUUAACAGUUCUCGCUCGCCCUGGGGCCAAUAUUUUGCUUCCAAGGCCUGGAUUCCCAUACUAUGAUGCACGUGCUGCACAUAGCCAUCUUGAGACACGAUAUUUCGAUCUUCUUCCAGAUAAGGGUUGGGAGGUUGAUCUCAAGGGUGUUGAGGAUCUCGCAGACGAGAGUACCGUUGCCAUGGUUAUCAUCAAUCCUGGUAAUCCUUGUGGAAGCGUCUUCAGCUACCAGCAUCUAAAGAAGGUUGCCGAAACAGCAAGGAAGCUUGGGAUUAUGGUAAUUGCAGAUGAAGCGUAUGGUCAUCUAGCUUUUGGGGAUACACCAUUUGUUCCCAUGGGUGUUUUCGGAUCCAUCGCGCCUGUCUUGACGUUGGGAUCAAUAUCAAAGAGGUGGAUUGUUCCAGGUUGGCGACUUGGUUGGCUUGUGACAAAUGAUCCCAAUGGUUUUCUGAAAGGCACUGGGGUUCUCAAGUCCCUUAAAGGCUUUCUGGAUAUAUCCUCUGAUCCUCCUACCUUUAUCCAGGGGGCGGUCCCUCACAUACUUGAGAAAACAAAUGAUGAUUUUUUUUCGAAAGUUAUUCGGGUACUAAGAGAGGCUGCAGACAUAUGUGAUGAGAAGAUUCAAGAGAUACCUUGCAUCACGUGCCCAGAAAAGCCAGAAGGAGGCAUGUUUGUAAUGGUCAAGUUGAAUUUGUCAUUGUUGGAGGGCAUAAAGGAUGAUUUGGAGUUCUGCAUAAAACUGGCUAAAGAAGAAUCUGUUAUUGUUCUGCCAGGGAUAGCUGUUGGAAUGAAGAACUGGCUUCGCGUCACUUUCGCCAUCGACCCAUCUUCUCUCAAAGACGGCCUGGGGAGGAUUAAGGCCUUCUAUGAAAGGCAUGCCAAAAAAUAAAUAGGUCGGUCCAUGCCGGCGCCACAAAGGACUGAGAUCAUCAACUGCUCGUUAUGCCUUUGUGGCCACGUUGGAGAUCAUCACAAAGUGUGAAACAAGAUUAUCAAUUCAUAAAAAAACCUAAUUAUCCGAGCAUUUGCCCGGAAGUAGGAUAUGGAGGAGGAGAGGAAAAUCAACCUUACUGUUGAUUUGAUCCGAACUCCCAUUGGAGUGAUCCCUUCUUGGUCGUGUUGGUUACAUUAGCUUUGGCUGGAAUAAAAACUUAGAUUAAAGGUCUCUUAAUUUUGCUGGUCGGCAAAAUGUCGAAGUGGUGUGAUUAGGUGAUCAACAACUUCCUGUUGUUGUCUUAUGUCGUCUUGUGUUUGUAUUUCGAUUGUCCUUUAGAAAUAAAGAUGUUGAUGACAUUGGAUA